Molecule: messenger RNA, 1320 nt
Organism: Oreochromis aureus
Lineage: Eukaryota; Metazoa; Chordata; Actinopteri; Cichliformes; Cichlidae
Gene: slc10a4
Product: solute carrier family 10 member 4
Exons: 3
Coding region: 84-1238 (384 amino acids)
Biological process (GO): bile acid and bile salt transport
Cellular component (GO): membrane
Molecular function (GO): bile acid:sodium symporter activity
Source: RefSeq, a predicted model, not a curated record
GUCUGCCGGGUGGAAGUGCGCAAAGUGCUGGUUCGGCGGACUUUAUUACUUUAAAGCAAGUGGAUUCUCCGGAGGAGGGUGUCAUGAAGGGAUUAGGAGCGUUCGGUCGUGCCGUGUUUCUCCAAGGCAGCGGUUACAGGACUGUAGCCGAGUUUAUGGCCGUUCUCCCGACGGAAACCUCUCACCUGAUGCCUGCCUUCUGGGACUCCCCGCUCAGUCACAGCAUCAAUGUGUUCGUCGGACUGGUACUUUGCUUCACUAUGUUGGGGCUGGGCUGCACGGUGGAGAUCAGCCAGCUCGGACAACAUAUCCGCCGACCCAUCGGGGUGCUGCUGGCUCUGGUGUGUCAGUUUGUUAUCAUGCCACUAGUGGCUUUUCUUUUGGCGCUAGCCUUUUCUUUGGAUGAUGUGGCGGCGAUGGCCGUGCUCCUCUGUGGCUGCUGUCCUGGAGGAAACUUGUCAAAUAUUAUGUCUCUGCUUGUGCACGGAGAGAUGAACCUAAGCAUCAUCAUGACCAUAUCCUCCACUCUGCUGGCGCUCGUUUUGAUGCCGCUCUGCCUCUGGAUCUACAGUCGAGCCUGGAUCAACACCCCUGUGGUUAACCUCCUGCCCUUUGGGGCCAUCAUACUGACACUUUGCAGCACCCUCAUCCCCAUUGGGUUUGGAGUUAUGCUUAGGUACCGCUACACGCGAGUGGCGGAUAUUGUUUUAAAGGCUUCUCUGUGGUCUUUGUUGUUCACCCUCGUGUUACUCUUCAUCCUGACUGGAGCAAUGCUGGGGCCAGAGCUGCUCUCCACCAUCCCGCCUUCUGUCUACGUGGUGGCUGUGCUGAUGCCUCUGUGCGGUUACGCUGCAGGUUACGGGCUGGCAGUGCUUUUUGAAUUGCCCCCCAACAGUCGCAGGGCCGUGUCUCUGGAGACGGGCUGCCAGAAUGUGCAGCUGUGUACGGCUAUCCUGAAGCUGGCCUUCCCUCCUCAGCUGAUGGGGGGGAUGUACAUGUUUCCCCUGCUCUACGCCCUGUUCCAAGCAGCCGAGGCUGGGAUUUUCAUCCUGGCCUACAGGAUGUACAGGAGGGAGGUCCUCCAUAAACCAGAUCCCAUGGUGGACGGUGAGGACACGGACAUAAAUUAUCAAAGGUUUGAAGACGAGGACUUUGAACCGUCAUAUGGUGCGGUGACAGUGAGCGACCCAAACACCAUCAUGCUGGAUCCUUGUCCUCCUGAUCCAACUCCAGUGUAAUCCGCAUAAAAAUAAUAAUUAACCCCCCCCGCUGCUCCACUAUGGAGGGCCAAAACUGCCAACUUGAAAAAAAGAAAGAAAA